AUGGUUCUUCAAGAUCUCGGCCGCCGUAUCAACUCGGCGGUCACCAACCUGACCCGCGAGCAGAACCUCGAUGAAAAGGCGUUCGAUGCCAUGAUCAAAGAGAUUUGCUCUGCUCUCCUCGAAGCCGAUGUCAACGUCCGACUCGUCGGACAAUUACGAAAGUCGAUCAAAAGCACAGUCAAUUUCAAGGACAUCCCUCCCGCCGUCAACAAGAAGCGAUUGAUCCAAAAAGCCGUUUUCGAUGAAUUGGUGAAGCUCGUCGACCCUCACGCUGAGCCAUUCAAGCCCAAGAAGGGCAAGCCGAAUGUCAUCAUGUUUGUUGGUCUCCAGGGUGCCGGUAAAACGACCACUUGUACGAAGCUCGCGCGACACUACCAGACACGAGGUUUCCGAGCAUGCCUUGUUUGCGCCGAUACUUUCCGAGCCGGUGCCUUUGAUCAGCUGAAGCAAAAUGCCACCAAGGCCAAGAUCCCUUACUACGGUUCGCUAACGGAGACGGAUCCCGCCGCCGUCGCACGUGCCGGUGUUGACCAGUUCAAGAAGGAGAAGUUUGACAUCAUCAUCGUCGAUACCUCGGGAAGACACAGACAAGAGUCGGCGCUGUUCCAGGAAAUGGUAGACAUUCAGGAGGCCAUUAAGCCUGACGAGACCAUUAUGGUCCUGGAUGCCUCGAUUGGUCAGCAGGCUGAAUCGCAAGCCAAGGCUUUCAAGGAGGCUGCGGACUUUGGUGCCAUUAUCAUUACCAAGACCGACGGCCACGCCCACGGAGGUGGUGCCAUUUCUGCCGUCGCUGCCACGCACACACCCAUUGUUUUCAUUGGUACCGGUGAACACAUGCUCGAUCUCGAACGCUUUGCGCCACAACAAUUUGUUCAGAAACUUCUGGGCAUGGGUGACAUUGCCGGUUUGGUUGAGCACGUGCAGAGCUUGAACCUGAAUCAACAGGAUACCAUGAAAAACAUCCAGGAAGGUAUAUUCACAAUUCGCAACUUGCGCGACCAGCUUUCAAAUAUCAUGAAGAUGGGUCCCCUAUCCAAAAUGGCCGGCAUGAUCCCUGGCAUGAGCAAUAUGAUGCAAGGCAUGGAUGAUGAAGAAGGAGGUGCGAAGCUGAAACGCAUGAUCUACAUCUGCGACUCGAUGACAGAAAAGGAGCUGGACUCGGACGGCAAGAUUCUCAUGGAUGAGCCCACCCGCAUGACCAGAAUUGCUCGUGGAUCUGGCACGUCUGUGCGCGAGAUUGAGGAUCUCUUGACACAGCAGCGGAUGAUGGCCGGCAUGGUCAAGAAGAUGGGCGGUAACAUGAAGAAUAUGCAGCGCGCGCAACAGGCGAUGGGCGGUGGCAACAAGACCCAGCAGAUGGCGGCUAUGCAGAAGCGCCUGGCCAGCAUGGGAGGCGCCGGUGGUGCGGGAGGUAUGCCCGACAUGGGCUCGCUGAUGAAGAUGCUUGGUGGAGGUGGUGGCGGCGGCGGCGGCGGUAUGCCUGGUAUGCCUGGCGGCAUGGAUAUGCAGGCCAUGAUGCAACAGAUGGGCAUGGGCGGUGGCGGUGGUGGGAUGCCGGGCAUGCCAAGCAUGCCUGGCGGCCGCGGUCGUGGAAGACGAUAA
This is a messenger RNA of Akanthomyces muscarius, 1602 nucleotides long. RefSeq lists its product as uncharacterized. Bases 1 to 1602 code for a protein of 533 amino acids. The transcript is spliced from 2 exons. Gene Ontology annotation, biological process: SRP-dependent cotranslational protein targeting to membrane; SRP-dependent cotranslational protein targeting to membrane, translocation. Gene Ontology annotation, molecular function: GTPase activity; ATP hydrolysis activity; GTP binding. Gene Ontology annotation, cellular component: signal recognition particle, endoplasmic reticulum targeting; cytosol. The record is from RefSeq and is a predicted model, not a curated record. Lineage: Eukaryota; Fungi; Ascomycota; Sordariomycetes; Hypocreales; Cordycipitaceae.